Suillus discolor is the source of this 870-nucleotide messenger RNA. RefSeq lists its product as uncharacterized. Lineage: Eukaryota; Fungi; Basidiomycota; Agaricomycetes; Boletales; Suillaceae. The transcript has 3 exons. The record is from RefSeq and is a predicted model, not a curated record. The coding region runs from base 84 to 704 and encodes 206 amino acids.
UGAGAGACUCAUGCUUGUCUCGAUACGAGCCUCCCAGCCGGUCCACCCUGCCCUACCCCAUCGAAGGUCUUCCUUGUUAAGCGAUGGACAGGUAUAACCAAGGUGUAGCGUUGUUCUCGAGCGCUAAGCUAUAUUGUUCGUUUCCAGCACGUGAAGAAUUAGUGGUUUCUAAUAUGGAGUUGAUUCGUCUUGAACGACGCGAUACAACAACCAUCGCAACUAGAUGUCUCGUUUCGAGAUCAGAUCCCUGUUCUUGUUCUCAACGAUGGUUCUGCGGCCUAGGCCCUAGUUCGGACAAUGCACACAUAGUCUCGGGUACACAGCACCUCCAAAAGACUAGAUGCCAUUUUGACAGAUCCGCUGGUGUUAUAUUUACAUUCGAGGAGCUCGUCGAAGCUAACCAAAACGGACACAUCAAUUCGUGGCUGUUCGUUUCAGUAUUACUUACGAGGUUAUUGGAAGCAGAUUGCACGCAAACCUGCAUACCGGUGGUACCUGUCAUUGAUGGCCGAGGCCUUACCAACGCUAUGGAUCUGCCGGCGUAUAGAGUCAUACGCAGCACAAGUACAUCAUCAUCACGACUCAUGGCUGCCCUUGAUAAUCUAUUCACCAUCUACAAAUUGCAAUACAAACAUGGCACAAGUGCGCGAUCGGUGUAUUCGUCCCAUCGAGCUUUUCAAGUGCCGACACUUUCUUGCGGCUGAUGGGCGUAGCAUGCGACGGUGGACGAUCAAAUAUAGUCACUAGCCCCGGACGUAACCCUAUGCAAGAUCUUAAAUUUUCAUUGAUCUGACGAGGGGGCUAGCCUCAGGCCCUCAGCCAUGAAAAGUAACCUCUCUAAAGGAGACUUGUUGCAACCAUAAUAAUGUU